Molecule: messenger RNA, 1060 nt
Organism: Xenia sp. Carnegie-2017
Lineage: Eukaryota; Metazoa; Cnidaria; Anthozoa; Malacalcyonacea; Xeniidae
Exons: 5
Coding region: 38-1060 (340 amino acids)
Source: RefSeq, a predicted model, not a curated record
CAUCGGCAAGGCUACCAAAGAAAUCAAGAUUAAGGACAUGGAUGCUCUACAAAAAUGGAAUGGUUCACUGCUGAAAAUAAAUAUCACAUGCCGGGAGAAGAAAAGCAUCGAACAUCAUUGUAUUUUUAUAAAAUUGCAAUCUUUAAUACCAUUGGACUCGGAAGAAGCGCCGUCACCCAGCACCAGUCCCACAAUUUCACCAGCGUCAGUGACAAAAGUUAGCCGGUUUUCAACAUUGCACACUUUUUACAUUUCAUCCAUUACUCCAACAAAUAUGCCUCUUAAAUUUACCACUCCACAACUAACAGGCAACGAAGGUGUGAAAAAAAAAUCGAAAGCAGAUGAUAAUACGCCAGCCAUUGUCGCAGGGAUAGUCGUCCUUGUAGUAGUUGCGAUCGUUGUGUUAAGCAUUUUUGUUUAUAGAAGGCGAAAGAAGAGAUCCCAAAGUACACCAAGAAAUUCAGAUACGGGUGUCCUCCAUUUUUCCAAAGCGAUUUACGAAGAGCCAGAUAGGAGUUACGCCACAAUAAAUGAAGCAGCGCUUAGUAAAACAGGAGAGACCGCUGACACCUACAGCUAUCCAGAUAGUGCAAGCAUCUCCAAUCCUGUACCCGACAAACAACAUCAUACCUACGAACGACUUGACGCCAACUUGGAAUACACCUAUGCAAAAUGCGAUGAUUUACCAGCAAGUAAGAACAGUCCAUCAACUAGCAGUCAGGCUCCAAGUGCUCCACCGUAUGAAGAAUUAUGGAGAUCAUCAGAUAAUAAUCUCCCCAAAAUACCAAGAAAUGUUGAAGAUAUCACAUUCAAUGAACACGAAGAAUCUCAACAACCACAGUCUAAGCCAGUGUAUGAAGUAUUGACAAAUGAUUCUUCAAGCAAUAUACCUUAUGAAACACCUGGCACUGUUGUUAAUGCAGCAUCGGCGACUAAAACUGGGCCAGUAUACGAAGUUUUGGAGGAUGGACCGUCGAGAAACAGUCACUAUGAAAUGCCUGGUGCAACAAUUCAAGAAGAAAACAAGUCAAUGGAAGAGAAGGCACCAGAAAUAGAAUAA